Messenger RNA from Haliotis rufescens (red abalone), 976 nucleotides. RefSeq names its product 36.4 kDa proline-rich protein-like. The coding region runs from base 153 to 821 and encodes 222 amino acids. The transcript is spliced from 3 exons. Lineage: Eukaryota; Metazoa; Mollusca; Gastropoda; Lepetellida; Haliotidae. The record is from RefSeq and is a predicted model, not a curated record.
GUGUGUUUUUCCGGGUACAGAAUUAUGCACGUGCUGAUGAGUCCUGGAUAACGCGGAGGGAUAAAAAGGAGUGAAGUGGUCGCGAAGACAUAUUGGACGACCAUUUGAGAGUUUGUCGGCACUCUUUUGUGAGCGACAUCACCGAGGUCACCAUGAGGGCAGUUAUCGCUCUUUCCCUCCUCUUCGUCGUCGUUGUAGUCGUGCGCGACGUUGACGGCACCUUCUUUCGGCGACGUUUUGGUUUCAGGCGUUUCAGGCGCCCGACUGCCUACAGGCCUCACAUCAUACAACGCCCGUAUCAUCCCAAAACCCUGAAACCUCCGCAGCCAACUCCGAAACCGCAUCCCCCGCCGACAAAACCAGCACCGACAACCUCAAAACCCCAUCCACCACCCACACGGAAACCCCACCCACCACCCACAAUAAAACCUAAAUUGACUGAUAUCCCCACUUUUCCCCUCCCACCAAAACAACCUCCCUAUCCCCCCUAUCCAUACCCUCCUUACUAUCCUCCCCCACCUUACUAUUACCCCCCACAGCAGCCGUACCCCCCACAGCAGCCUUACCCCCCACAGCAGCCGUACCCCCCACAGCAGCCUUACCCCCCACAGCAGCCGUACCCUCAAUCGACUGUGACUGUCCGCGACUGCGUCACUGACGGCUGUGACAACACCUGCUCGCGCAAGACCUACCUCAGCGGCGUCAAGUACUGCUGCCCCGGAUGUUCCGCUGACGUCUCCAUGACGACGGGAACCAACGACAAAGGCGACUUCUGCUUGUGCAGCUAUCAGGGGCCCGUCCCGGGGUCAAUAAAGUACUGAGUGUGAAGACAUCACUAGUGCGAAUGUGACGACAUCACCGCGACUGUAGUGCGAAUGUGACGACAUCACUACGACUGGUGUGCGAUUUUGUGUUCAUGGACUGAUCACUCUUCCUACUUUUAUAACUUGGACAUUCCAAUAAAUUGUCUUGUUUU